GAAGUGCUCGGAGGCUCCACACUUUGUGCGAGGACGCGCGGCUGAGGCGCACGGCCACUCGGGACGGCAGCCGGUGGAGAUGUUUAGCAUCAGGAGCUGAUCCUUCUUCACUUCAUCUUUCCUCUUCUUCUUCUUCUCCUUCAUCCUGUAACCAAACAUGCGGGACUUUAGUCACAGUCUCCUUUUCUACGCGCUCCUGGGCUCCGUUUACGCAGCACCGGUGGCGUCCUCCGCCUCCUGUCCUCCGGGCUGCGAGUGUUCCGAGGCGGCGCACACGGUGAAGUGUGUGGCCAAAGACCUGAGGAACGUUCCGGUCGGGAUCCCCGGAUAUACUCGGAACCUCUUCAUAACAGGGAACCAGAUCAUGCGCAUUGGCCCGGAGUCUUUUAAAGGCCUGGAUAAUGUGACCAACCUUUCUCUUUGUAACAACAGGAUCUCCGAGGUGGAGUCGCACAGCUUCGCCGGUCUCCCAAGUCUCCGCUCGCUGGAUCUGAGCAACAACCAGCUGGCGGUCAUCCACCCAGAAGCCUUCACCGUGGUCAACAAAUCUCUACGUGAGCUCAACCUGAGCCGAGCCCUCUACAACCACUCCUCGGUGAUCGACCUGGCCACGGCGCUGCGCUGGAGCUCGCUGGGCAGUUUGCGCGGCUUGGACCUGUCCCACAACAGCCUCAUCUACCUGCCCUCGCGCAUCUUCUCCCACUUGAACGGCCUGCAGCGCCUGCUGCUCUCCAACAACUCCCUGGUGGCCAUUCACAACUCCACGCUGGCCGGUCUGGAGGAGCUGCAAGAGCUCGACUUGACCCUCAACUCGCUCAAGAACGUGCCCGAGGAGGGCUUGCGGGAACUGGACUCGCUUCCCCAGGCAGAGCUCCUACUCGGGGAGAACCCCUUCAUGUGUACAUGCGGGAUAGAACCUUUUGUCCAGUGGCUCAACCACUCGCAAGGACGCAUUAGAGACGUCAGCGAGCUGGUGUGCGCCUUCCCUGUCGCCAUGAGGAACACCUCCAUGCUCUCCGUGGGCGUGUCCGGGACUCUGGGGUGCCGCCAAAGGGGAGCAGGGGCAGACCUAGCCCUGCAGACCUCCUACGUCUUCCUGGGGAUCGUGCUGGGCUUUGUGGGCCUCAUUUUCCUCUUUGUGCUCUAUCUGAACCGCAAGGGCAUCAAGAAACGCAUCUAUGACAUGCGUGAUGCCUGCAGGGAGGUGUGGGAAGGUUACCAUUACCGCUUCGAGAUCGAUUCGGACCCCAGGUUGUCCCAAGUGUCCUCCAGCGCCGACAUGUAAGACCUGAACAUUUAAGCAAGGCAGUGGAAAUGUGUAAAAAAUGUAUAUUUGUCUGUAAAUACAUACAGUACAUACAAUUCCGUUAAUAAUAAUAAUAAUAUGAAUAAUACAGCAUCGUUGCCUUGCUUGUCGAAAGACGCCACUGCUCCACUUCCACUGUUACAUAACUAAUAUGCUUAAUGUACGACUUUAUGAGGGGAGUUCACCGUUUCCUGUCUUCCACACAAGACCAACAACAAGUGCCUCAAGUCAUACAUGGAAUACGAGCGUCAGCUACAUCCCUGAGGUACACCUGCACAAUCUAAUCACAUCCAAUUUAGGAGCUGUAGCAACAAUUCAUGCUUUCAUAAAUAAUAAAAUAACACGCAGUACACUACUUGGCUACCACUACCAGAGACACCGAUUCAGAAAAACAUGACAUCAUCAAUGCUGUUUGGUCCGUUUUGUAGAACAAUAUGAUUAUAAAUGUGGAAAAGUGAUAUUAAAUAUUUUAUAAAUAAUUGUAUAACAUUCAGCAAAUGCUGUAAAUACGGCCAGGGGGCAAAGAGUAAAUGUGUUAACUGGACUCUGGGAAUAAUUGAAUGGGGAAUAAAGACAAAGUAAAAACGUACCACUUCCCCACAGAAUGAGAGAACUUGUUUUCAGACACCCCACAGCUCCAUGCAGUGUUAAGGUAAUGUAAUAUAAUGUAAUGUAAUGCCUCAUCAAUGUAACAGACCAGAAUACUACAUAUGACUUGUCUGUCAAUAUUUUCUGACUAUU
Doryrhamphus excisus (bluestripe pipefish) is the source of this 2047-nucleotide messenger RNA. It is a transcript of the gene tpbg1b, whose product is annotated as trophoblast glycoprotein 1b. Gene Ontology annotation, cellular component: plasma membrane. Gene Ontology annotation, molecular function: protein binding. Gene Ontology annotation, biological process: negative regulation of canonical Wnt signaling pathway. NCBI's taxonomy places the organism in Eukaryota, Metazoa, Chordata, Actinopteri, Syngnathiformes, Syngnathidae. The record is from RefSeq and is a predicted model, not a curated record.